Molecule: messenger RNA, 9318 nt
Organism: Sporisorium graminicola
Lineage: Eukaryota; Fungi; Basidiomycota; Ustilaginomycetes; Ustilaginales; Ustilaginaceae
Exons: 1
Coding region: 1-9318 (3105 amino acids)
Cellular component (GO): 90S preribosome; small-subunit processome; nucleolus
Source: RefSeq, a predicted model, not a curated record
AUGGCUCCUACGUCUUCAGCUCAGCCUGGCAAGGCGGGCAAGAAGCUCUCUAGAGAACAGCAACGAAGGAAAGCCGACAGUAAGGCAUCCAAAAUCCGCCGGGUCCAGCUCGAUGCUAGCGGCAACCAGGCCAAUGCCAAGCAAAAAACGCUCAAGCAGAUCAACAAGAAUGUGGACAAGGUCUCGACUCGCUUUCGAUAUGCCUCUUUCAACCAGCGUCUUCAGGACGUUCACCUCGCACCCGCUGCUAUCAGCGCCAGCACCAGCUACCGACCGUAUUCCGGCCUCGACGCUCCCCUCGCAGCGUCUUCCACCAGCACCAGAAGCAGUGGAGCGGAAGCAUUGCACCUGGUUGAGAGUGGCGAUGUACAAGAUGACGAAUUGCCGCUAGACGAUGUCCUUGACGACGAGGACGCUUCUUCGUCACUUCACGCUAGGACAUCGUUCUCGCACGCGCUCCAAGCGUGGACCGAUCUCAACCUCUCCAACGCCUUCCACUCGCUCUACCGCCAGCUCAAUCCUAUAUCACAGUCGUUGCCGCAGCUCAUCCAUCAUCGCUCUACCAUCUCGUCGGUUCUCGCCACGACGCUUUCGGAACGUAGCCAAUGGCUUGCGUGGGAUGCAGCACUCGACCUCCUUCCUCGACUCGCCAAAGACUUGGGUUCUGAGUUCCUGCCCAUCUACCCGCUCAUGCUCAAGAGCGCAGUACACACCACCACCACAACAAAGGACACCACCAACGGAGACGAACGUGCUGCUGCCAACCUCGUCGAACGCGGCUUUCAAUCGGCCGCAUGGAUCUUGAAGGCCAUGAGCCCUUUUAUCGUCAGCAAGGAGUUUGCCAGACGCUCUAGCGACGACGAUGACGACGACGAGGAGGCUGCUGAAGUUGGUGUAGAUGUAGAGAUGGUCACCGACGAGGCAGAGGCAGGGGAGGUGGACGACCGCACCCGUCGUCUAGUCGAGACUUGGACCGUCAUUCGACCUUACCUCGGGUGGAAGGCCAUCGUCGCCAAAGAGGGUCCUGCACACGCAAUCACAUCCGAACAAGACGCUCAAGACGAUGACGAGGACAACGAGGACGAUAAUGAAGAGGAAGGAGAACAGGAUGCAAAUGCCGCAGAAGAGGUUGCAGCAGACAAGGCUGGCUUUGUCAACACCAAAGUGCAACGUAUCUCCCCCUUUACUCGACGAUUCGCAUCGGAGGCGUUCGCCCACCUUCUGCGCAAGACAAGAGGUCGUCAGCUGCAGAACAUCACAUCGCUCAUCCUCUCGGACCUCGAAACCAUGCUCUCAGACGAGGAUCGACACGUGCACUACCGCCACCAGCCCUCUCGUCGACCUUCGGUGCGCUUCUCUCGAGGUAUCGCCGGCAUCUGGGUGGAAGGAUGCAAGUCGCUCGAUCGACGCCUCCACUCCAAGUGCAUCUCGCUACUCAGCGUGCUACUGCUUCCCAAUCGCACAGCAGGCACUUCGUCAUCUGUCGACAAGUACCGACAUCUGACACGGCUCAUCCUCGGCCGCCUCACCAUCACCGCACUCGUCCACCACUGCAACUCAAGUCACCUGACGCCUGUACUCGAGUUUCUGUCGAGCCUCGUCGAUAGCAACCAAUGGCGGUUGUCACAAGGACACAGCACGACAGAGGCCCAGGACAUGGCUCACCUCACCGAGUCUGUCGAGUGGCUUGCGUGCGCCGUUGGUGUUAGGAAGGGCACCCGAGUUUCCGACCAAUUCAAGCCGGCGCUCUUUGCACUGCUUCUGCGUCUCUCGCCUCUGUUCCUCAACCCUGCCGUACAGACCUCGCAGGGUGAAGCGCUGCGCACUUCGCUCAUCUCACUCCUUGCCCUCUCGAUCCCAAUCGGUAGACUUCAAGAUCUUCUCGGUCCGGGGAUCAAGCUCGUCGACUCGGUCGCGCCUGUGUCUAGCGCCUCCAAGUCCAAGGAAUCCCUCGAACAGCGACAAGCCCUUUGGCCCGAGUUCAGCGGCCUCGUCGAAGCACUUGCACAGCCAACGCUCGAGUGGAGCGGAUUCAAACAAUUUGUUCUGCCCUCUGUUCUCACCUCGACCGCGGAGACUGUUGCCUUGGCAUCCACCUCUUCGCAAAGCAAAGAUCACGCAUUUACGCUACUCGAGCGGCUCGAACACCUUGGGCAGCUGGAAGAGCCUGGCGUCUCGCAGCCUCCAAGCCCUUUGACGGUUCGCUGGUCCAGGCAUGUCGCUGCCGAGAUCGGAGAGCGACUGGCAAAGCUCGUCUCGCUCUUCUGUGCCAACAAUUUCAAAGCGGGUGCGUCAAAUGCAAAGAAGGCGGCGCCACAAGAGCUCGCCCCACAGCACUCGCUGGAGCCUCUCGUUCCUGCACUGCGGCUGGCCACCGUGCCGAAGACAGCGUCUUCAGCCACAUUUGCCGGCCAGAUCGCCCAGCUCCUGUUGGACGGUCUUCUCUCCGGGUCCUCCUUCUCGUCUCAAGAGCAAUUACGUGCUAGCUACGACAAGAACAUCGUCAAUCCAGCCCUGCUGGCUGGCCUCUCGUUCGAAAGUCUUGCCAUCUUGCAAGAGCGAAGCUCGGGCAAGGACUUCGAAGCUACGGCCAAGCAACUCAAGGAAUGCCUGUCUAUUGAGCACGUAGUGCGCUGCGCUGCCUGGCACCGAGGCGCUCUCCGUGGCUUGAGCAGGUACCUAGCCUCUUGUCCGGCUCGUCUGCGCCCUCAGAUGCCGCAGCUGGCUGAAGUGCUUGAGCCGCUGUCGGGAGCGCUCAUGUCGUCGGAUCCCGUGAUUCGCCUCUCUGCACUCGAGGUCCUCUCCUUUAUCGAGGCAGAAGAGCUUGGCGGCAAUGGAACCUUCAUCGACAAGCUCGUAGAAGUCGAACGAUUGCCUCUGUCCGUCGAUUCCAUCCGCGAUCGUAAUGUACGCAUGCGAGGCGUCGGUCGCGAGCUCGGUCGAGCUGUCGCUGUCUACAAGGCCGCUCAAGUGCAGCAGCAUGCUCAGCGUGAUGCGUUGGUCUUGCGUUACCUUGUCGCCAACCUCAAAGUCAAUUUGCGCCCCGUCUGGGCCGAGGCGACCAAGGCGAUCUCUGACAUUGUCGAAUCCGGUCAGCGUGAGACCGAGGACGCCCUCUUCCGCAUCGCCAUUGCUGAGCUCGAAAGCGGUCGACAGCUCGACACUGCGGAGCUGCGAUCCACUCCCGCUGUGUGGAUCAAGUCUGCGGCAAGAGAGGAAGGCGAAGACAGCGAGACUGUGGGUGCAGAUGAGAUUGAACCCGACCGUCUUCUCCGCGACGAGAGCGAUAUUGCAGGUGUCGACGACGACAAGCAGUUCCAAGACGGCAUCUUGCUCGAAAGGCGCAAGGCUGUUCGCAGCUGCAUCCAGCAUUCUCGAACCAGCUCAGGUCUUGCCACCAAAAACGGCAGUGGCAGGAACGGCCUCACGACUACGCUCCAAGCCUGCGUCGAGGUUCAGCAGCCUGAUGCCAGACUCGACUUAGUCAACUACCGCCACCAGAUCCUCAAGCUCCUGUGCCAAGUCGCACCCAUCGUCGAGCGCAACAAUGCCCGCUUCGUCCACAUCUUUUUCAGGGACGCAGGGCCGCGCAACCUUGCCGGUGUUAUGCUUUCGCCGCUCGAUGAUGAUGACGAGGACGACGAGGACGAGCAGGAGGAUGCGGACGAUGAAGCUGGUAGUCCUGUCGGCAAGCAAGACAAGGAGCUGGAUCCAACAGCUAUGAACUUGGGCAAGAAGGACCGCCAGGCACAGCUCAAUGCCUAUCUCGAAGUGCUCGGCAAGCUCAAGAACCCUAAAGCCCUUUCGCGUUCGGACGAACUGCACACUUAUCUUCUCAGCCUGUGUGCUACCGCCGAAGUGUCGGUUCAAAAGCUUGCGCUGGAAGCCAUCCUGACCUGGAAGGAUGAAGCGGUGCUGCCGUACGCCACCAAGCUCAAGAACUUACUCGAAGCAGGCAACUUCCGUGACACUCUGACCACUUUCACGCUGUCCUCAGACUCCAACGUUGUGCAGCCUUAUCAUCGUCCUGUGCUCAUGCCUCUGGUCAUUCGUCUCCUGUUCGGUGCUCUGCUCUCGAGGCGUGGUAAUCGCACGAGCGGUGCUGGCCAGAGGGCUCGACGAGGUGCUGUGCUGGGUGCACUUGCUGACGUUGGCUCGGAUGAACUGGUGACGCUCGUCGAUCUCAUGCUCGCUCCUUUCGGCGAUCAGGCCCGCCCACCUUCCGCUGACGGUGACAAGUUCGAGUACGUUGUCAAAUCGCCCGUCGCUUCAACCAGACGACAAGUCGGUUAUCUGACCUUGCUCGGUGAGGUCGUCAAGCAGAUCGGUUCCAACCUCUUGCCUUACUGGGACCGCCUCAUCUCUGUCGCUCUCAAUCUCACCUACCAUGCCCAUCGAGCGGUCGUCCAGGUGCACAUCGACAGCACCGACGCUGUCACGUCUGCCGACACCCGCAAGCCUCUCACAGCGCGCACUUCGCGUUCUCGUCUGGUGCGCCAGGCUGGUUAUAAGCGACUAUGUGACUUCUUUGGUAAACCUCAGGCGGCAUCGCUGUUCCAGUGGGAUCGAUACUUGCCGGCCAUCUUUGCUGAACUCGUCUCGCCACGUCUCGAGGCGCUCAAGGUCGAGUCGAGCCAGAGCCCGUCUGCGCUGCUCGAGCUCUUCCAUGUCUGGUCGAGUCAGUCUGAGACUAUCCCUCUUCUUGGCACGUACGACAACGCGGUGCUGCCGAGCAUCUUUGCCAUCCUCGCAGCACCCACGGUCAAGCCAUCUGUCAUCGGGUCCGUGCUCGACAUUUCCGAACGAGUCCUUGCCGCCGCUGCUGCUGAACAGGACGCGAUGGAUGUCAGCUCGGAGGUCAACUACAGGAAUGGCUGCGAUUUGGCCUUGGUGGACCUGCUCGUGAGGCCACAUGCUACCGUGUUCCUCAACGGCGUUACUCCGCUGAUUGAACAGGCCUCUGCCGCCGUUGGUCCUGCUGCUGCUGCCAUGGGCCGAGACGAUCUUUUGCGUCGUCAGAUCUCUCUCCUCUCAGCUCUGUCACCCUUUGUCACUGCUCCUGAAGACGCCAGCCACCUCGUCACGCUUCUCAGUCCGAUGAUGCGCAAGUCCAACUUCCUUGUGCCGGAACGCACCAAGACCGAGCUGCUGGGCAUUUUCGAGCGUCUGCUCUCGCUCAUCCCAGAGUUCCAAGACGUGCGUUCCGAGCUCUUCCAAAGCACCUUUGCCAUGCUCAGCGGUCUCUUCUCGCUGCUCCGCACCGCAGAGUCGCGAAAGACGCUCAGCGCUGCUUUCAAUCGUUGCGCUGAAGUGGACCCGGAGCUGAGCCGCGUGGCAAAGUGGUGCUCGCAGCUCAAUGCGCUCAGCAAGCGAAGAGUGGAAGAACGUGAUUUCGAUCAGCUCUUUACUGCCUUCGACUCGAUCAACGCCAGCGAUGUGCACAUCAACGUCAAGGAGUGGCAGCCGCUCGUGCACAACUUCCUCUUCCUCAUCCUGGACCCCGAGGAGCUGUCGGUGCGCAGCAAUGCCAAUGCCUCGCUGGUCAAGUUCAUCAGCCAGACUGCAGCCGAGUGCAACGCGGGCGCAGAGGCCGAGGGCGAGACGAUGCAAUUGUUCCUGCAGGCGGUCUGGCCAGGACUCAAGAAGGCGGUGCGCAACCGAUCCGAGCUUGUGCGAAGAGACGUGCUGGCUGUCAUGUCUUCGGCAGCCGAACAGCUGUCUGGGUGCGAAGUCAUGGCCGAGCUCUCGGGUCUGCUUGGCGGCGGCGACGCGGAAGUUAACUUCUUCAACAACAUUCACCACAUUCAGUUGCACCGAAGGACGCGUGCAGUCAAGCGCCUCCCUGAGCAGGCAGCCAAGGGCGGCAUGAAGAGUCGUACCAUCAGCGACAUCCUUGCGCCUGUUCUCGGCCACUUCCUCAUGCCUGGAUCUGUCGAGCUCAACGACCACAACCUGGUCACCGAGGUCAUCACCAGCCUAGGCUUGCUGGCCGGCCAGCUCACCUGGGGUCCGUACAACGCCUUGCUCUGGCAAUACCUUCGCCUUGCCAACAAGAAAGGGGCGACAGAACGCAUCAUGGUUCGCACGGCCAUGGCCAUUUUGGACAAUUUCCACUUUGGUAUGGAAGAGGAGACCGUCAUAGAAGAUGAAGGCGACGACGCUGGAGAAUUCGAAGACGGAGCAGAGCAGGAGAACGAUGAACCUCGGGCUGCUGCCGAGGCUAGCAAGGAGGGCAAAGAGGCGGAACGCGUCAAGAUCCUAGAUGCCGUCACGUCGCGUUUGCUCCCCCGACUUAUGGCGUACCUGGACCAGAAGGACGAGACUGAGGCCUCGACACGUUUGCCCAUCGCCGUUGGUGUGGUCCGCGUUGCGCAGUGUCUCCCCGCCAAGCAACGCAAGACGAAGAUCUCCAAGCUUCUCAAGACGCUCUCGAACGUCUUCCGUGCCAAAGCGCAGGACACGCGCGACCUCGCGCGCGAGACCGCUUGCAAAGUCAUGUCGACGCUAGGUGCAAGCUUCCUGCCCGAGUUCCUGCGCGAGAUGCGACGUGCCCUCAUGCGUGGCCCACAAAAAGCCGUGCUGGCCUUCACCGUGCAUUCUGUGCUGACGCACCUGAUGGCGAGCAAAGACGAACCGCUCACCUCGCUCGACCAGGGUGCCAAGGAGAUCAUCGAGAUUGCGGUCGAGGACAUCUUUGGCGCCACAGCCGAUGACCGUGAAUCCAUCGGAAGCAAGACGACAUACCGUGAAGUUAAGCACAGCAAGAGCAUGGACACGUUCGAACAAGUCUCGCGCAUCGUCACGCCCAACCGGAUGGCCGAGGUGCUUCAACCACUGCGAGACAUUCUGCAGCAGACCGAGACCCCUAAGUCGGUGCGACAGGUGGAAGAGUGCCUGCGCCGCAUCUCGAGUGGUAUCCCUGCCAAUCCGCAGUUUGACUCGAACCGAUUCCUCUCGCUCUGCGCAACGCUCAUUCGUCGUGAUGCCGUCUUCUUGCAGGCCCGCAAACCCGAGGCCCGAGCGGCUUCGCGACACAAGUCGGCGACGCUGUACAACUACGCGGUCUUCCUCAAGCGCAAGGAUGUCGAAGAGGGCGCUACGGCUGGCAAGGACCACUACUCGCGCAACGCGCAUAAGUUUGUUGCAUUCGGGCUCGAGAUGCUCGUCACCUCGCUGCGUAGGGAGCGCUUCAACUUCCAAGACGAAGAGGUGCUGGCCAAGCUCAACAGCAUGGUCAACAUUGUUGGCGAAGCAGCGUAUGCCAACGAGUCGUCGGUACUGGAGCUGUCGUUGCGUGCGAUUGCCCAGAUCGUCAAGGUGCCCGUUUCGCGCGUUGACAAGGCUCUGCCCGUGUUCAUCAAGCAGAUCUUUGGCAUCAUCCAUCAAUACGGAUCGCCGCAGUCGCAGAUCGUCCAGACGGCGUUCCGCACACUCACGGCCAUCCUGCGCGAGUGCAAGCAGGCUUCGCUCUCAGAGACGCACCUCAGCGGUCUUCUCAAGCUCGUCGCGCCGGAUCUCGAAGAGCCCGCUGUGCAGAGCACGCUGUUCAGUCUGCUGCGUGCCAUUGUCAGUCGACGCCUGGUCCUCUCGGAAGUGUACGACAUCAUGGACAAAGUAGCCGAGAUGAUGGUCACCAACCAGAGCGACUCGGUGCGAGACCUGUGCCGCUCGACGUACCUCCAGUUCCUGCUCGACUAUCCGCAGGGCAAGCAACGCCUGCGCAACCAGAUCGGCUUCCUCGCCAAGAACCUGGCGUACGAACACGAGUCCGGACGACUGUCGGUGCUCGAGAUCACCGACGCCAUUCUCAACAAGUUCGGCGACGAGCUGCUGCAAGAGUAUGCCGAGAUGCUCUUCGUUGCGCUAGCCAUGGUGCUGGCUAACGACACCAGCUCCAAGUGUCGCGAGAAGUCGGCCGUGCUCCUCCGCACACUGCUGCGCGCGAUGACCGAGGGACAGCAGGACAAGACGGCGCUGAUGGUGGAUGCGUGGUCUCGACAGGAAGCCAAGCCGGAGCUGGCUCGAGUCGGUGUGCAGAUCUACGGCUUGCUGCUGGAAGCGCUACCGGAUCGUGGAGCAGGGUGGGCGGAUAAGACGCUUGAGGUGGUGACCAAAGUGCUCGUCGACUGUGCAGACGAUCUCGAAUCGUUGGAGAGCUCGGAUGCCGGAGUCUUCGGUUUCGAGGACAUGGAGUUGGACUGGCAGCUGCCGUACCACUCGCUGCAAACGCUCGGCCGGAUCACAUCUAUCAUUGGCGCCGACGAUGCUCGAGCAGCAAAGGCAAACGACGCAGUGCGCAGACUGCUGCUGUUCCCGCACAAGUGGGUGCGCAUCUCUGCCUCGCGCAUCCUUGGCGCUCUGUACGCGCUGCGCGAGCCCCAAGCGCCUGCAAUGGUACCUGUGCAGCAGGAUCCCGUUGCCAGUCUGCCCGCGCUGGUGGAUGCGGCCAAGAAGUCGUGCCUGCAGUUGCGAUCGGAUAAGCUCGAUGACACGUUGGCUUUGCAAGUGGUCAAGAACCUGGUGUGGAUCGGACGCUCGUUUGCGCUCUUCCCAGUUGAUCGACCUGUGCUUGACGAGGUGGAGAAGGAGGAGGCAGAGGUGGACGGAGGCAAGGAACAGUCGAUUGACGGGCACGCAGCCGAGGUGCAGGAGGAUGAGGAUGAGGACGAGGAUGAAGACGGAGACGAGGACGAGGGUGGGGACGACGAGGGCGACGAGGAGAUGGACGACGAAACGAUCGUCGAAGGCGCAAAACGGCACGAAGCGGCCAUGGAUGCACCCACUGCCAUCGCCAACGACCCUCUGCGCUGGCUCGUCUCGCGCCUCUCGUUCCAAGCGCGUCUCUCACUGGCGCAGUCCAAACCGCCUCACUGGACCAUCGCGCCGUCGUCGAUCCUGCGUUUCUUCGCGGCGCUCUCGUCCUCUCUCCCCACUUCCCUCCUGCCGCACCUCCUCCCCCUAUUCCUCUCGCCCAUCAUUCGGCUCGUCGAAUCCGCCUCCACCGCGCAAACCUCGCUGCACGGUGGUGAUCAGCUCAAGACGCUGGCGAUCGAGGUGCAGUCGCACCUGCAGAGCCUUGUCGACGUGUCGUUGUUCAACAAGACCUACUCGACGUUGAAGAGGCGUCAGCAGGCCAAGCGGGAGCAGAGGAAGACGGAUCGGCUGAUGAGGGGGAUUCAGAACCCGGAGUUGCAAGCCAAGAAGAAUGAGCAGAGGAACAGGAAGAACCAUGCCGCGAGGAAGAGGAGGAACCAGCAGCAUCUGGAUAAGCGCGAGGCGGGGGGUAGUGGAAAGACGAAGCGCGCUCGGAGGGAGUGA